Messenger RNA from Strongylocentrotus purpuratus (purple sea urchin), 1577 nucleotides. RefSeq names its product zinc finger protein 431-like. Gene Ontology annotation, molecular function: DNA-binding transcription factor activity; RNA polymerase II cis-regulatory region sequence-specific DNA binding. The transcript has 2 exons. The record is from RefSeq and is a predicted model, not a curated record. Lineage: Eukaryota; Metazoa; Echinodermata; Echinoidea; Camarodonta; Strongylocentrotidae. Gene Ontology annotation, biological process: regulation of transcription by RNA polymerase II. Bases 659 to 1570 code for a protein of 303 amino acids.
UGAAGGAAUUAUUAUUAUAAACUACAUUCCGGGUACCGGUACUCUUAUUUUGUGCUUUGGUUUGAAUUGUUCAUCGUUGCGGUAUAAUUCCUUUACAGGAAUUGAGAUCUAUCAGAAAGAUUACUUUCAAACCAAGAUGAAAGACAAAUUUGAGUGUUGUUCUAGUUUCCGAGUGAAUCAUGGAAAAUGAGAAGAUCAACAUGAAGGUGAUUAAGAUAGAGAUCAUAGCACUACCGCCCUCAUCAGAGGAACUAGGACUCCAGCCUGGAGAUGGCUUGGCACAUGGCUGCAGAGUGGACAGUGAAGCUGAAGAGGUUUGUGACGAGAUCAACCAGGGAGAAGAGAUACACAGAGGAUACCCUACUGAUUCUGUGAAAGUAGAAUGUUCACAAGAUGGUUGGACAGGGGCUGAUGAUGCCAUAGAGACACAGAAGGCACAACCAACAGAAGAAGCAGAUGGGAAAACUAUCAAAUUCAUUAAAAUAAAAGAAGAACCCUUGGAUAUUGACGACACACGGUACACAGAAGACGAGGGUACUAGACCCAAGACAAGAAGCAAAUCCAAGGUACCAGAAAGAACUCUGGAGUCAAGCCUUUUCACUGUUCACUUUGUGACAAGAGAUUUUCAUCCAAAGGCAAUCUUAACAAGCAUCUGAGAAUGAUGCAUUGUCAGUGUUCUAUCUGUAACCAAACAUUUUCCAAUGACGAGACUCUGUCAAGACAUGUACAAACCCACAGUAAACCCAAACAAUAUGAGUGUACUCAUUGUAAGAAUAUAUUUACCAGUAGAGGUAGUCUUUAUAGGCAUUUGAGAAUCAUACAUUGUAAGUGUUCUGCUUGUAACAAAGUGUUUUCCUCUGAAGAUAUUCUUGCAAGACAUAUACAAACGCACCGUAAACCAAAAUCAUAUCCGUGCACUCUUUGUUUGAAUAGCUUUACCAUUAGAUGUAAUCUUAUUAGGCAUUUGAGAAUCAUACAUUGUAAGUGUUACUGUUCUGCUUGUAACAAAGUGUUUUCCUCUGAAGAUAUUCUUGCAAGACAUAUAAAAAUGCACCAUAAAUCAAAAUCAAAUCCGUGCACUCUUUGUUUGAAUAGAUUUAGCAGCAAAGGUAAUCUAAAAAAGCAUUUGAGAAUCAUACAUUGUCAGUGUUCUGCUUGUAACAAAGUGUUUUCCUCUGAAGAUAUUCUUGCAAGACAUAUACAAACGCACCAUAAACCAAAAUCAUAUCCGUGCACUCUUUGUUUGAAUAGCUUUAUAAGCAAAGGUAAUCUAAAAAAGCAUUUGAGAAUCAUACAUUGUAAGUGUUCUGCUUGUAACAAAGUGUUUUCCUCUGAAGAUAUUCUUGCAAGACAUAUACAAACGCACCGUAAACCAAAAUCAUAUCCGUGCACUCUUUGUUUAAAAAGCUUUAUCAGCAAAGGUAAUCUAAAACAGCAUUUGAAAAACAUACAUUGUCAGUGUUCUGCUUGUAACAAAGUAUUUUCCUCUGAAGAUAUUCUUGCAAGACAUAUGAGAACGCACCAUGGACGAAAAGCCUAUGGUGAAAGUCCCCUUCGCAAGCCGAGUUAGGAACCCA